This is a messenger RNA of Exaiptasia diaphana, 953 nucleotides long. RefSeq lists its product as uncharacterized. The transcript has 2 exons. NCBI's taxonomy places the organism in Eukaryota, Metazoa, Cnidaria, Anthozoa, Actiniaria, Aiptasiidae. The coding region runs from base 36 to 953 and encodes 305 amino acids. The record is from RefSeq and is a predicted model, not a curated record.
GAUGUCUACUGUUUAUUCUCUGAAAUCUUGCUGAAAUGCCAAAGUAUAAUUGCUGUGUUCCUGGAUGUACCAAUAGCCAUAGAAAUAAGGCUUCUGGAUUCAAGUUUUAUUGCUUGCCAACGGACUCGGAGCUUCGUAAAAAAUACGAUGUUCUGAUAAGAAACGACAACCUCAAAGUGACAUCGACACACACAAGGAUUUGUUGUGAACAUUGGGAAGGAGGACAAAAAUUAAGCCGGACUCAUCUUCCAUCUAUCUUUCCAUGGACUGAAAGCAAGCAACCACGUAGAGUGAUCGCCAAAGCCAGUCAGGAAACCAUCGAGAACCAUAAACGCAAGAGAAAGAACUCAACUAACAUCAGUGAUAUGUCGGACGCCAUGGAAAUCAAAGAUCCAGAACCCGAAGCUACACAACUUGACUGUUCAACUCAAACAGAUUUGCCUUGCUUCUGCAAUGCAGAAAUCGAAGUAAAACGACUUAAAGAUGAAAAAAACGAACUCCAAGAAGAAACAUUGUUUCUGAAAAGCGAACUGAAGCGAAUAUCGGACGAGCUGAACACGGUCAAAACCAACUUUGUAAGGCUACAGCAGCAGCAAACGAAGUUCGAUAUUGAGCAAUACAAGUCUAACGAUACUGACAUCGAGUUUUAUACAGGUCUUCCGAACUACAAAAUGCUGUUAUUUUGUUUUGAAUUAGUGCAAGCAUCGAAUAAUGUCUGUGAGAGAGAAGGUGAAAUUAAUCAAAAAACCCCUAAGAUUGGUAGGCCUAGAGCACUGACUGCCUUUCAAGAAUACAUCAUGGUGCUUAUGAGAUUAAGACUUGGCCUCUUUGAGAGAGACCUGGCACAUAGAUUUGGUAAUAUUGCUCUAGGAACUGUGUCAAACAUUACUCUACUAAUAAUAUACAUGAAAAAAUUACUUGAUGGUGAUUGGUUGAUAGCAGUGCAAGUGUAA